AUGGCGGACAUUUCAAAAAUGACAAAGGAGGAGAUGCUCGCCCAAAGUAAUAUUGGGAAAGGAGAUCUUGUGAUCGGCCAGGAAUACUUUGGAUCUACGAUCACAAGUGUCAAGCAAGAAGUCACGGAGAAGGAUGAUUAUUAUCACAUCAAACGAACUGUUUCAUUGGCGAACGGCUUUAUGCUGAUGGAAGAGUCAAAAAGGCAUACUAGUAAUGGAGUGGUGGAAUCUAAAGAAUAUGGAGCGGAUGCUGAAGACGCGGAGCCAGCACCAAAGAAGGAUGAUACUGAAGCUCGGGAAAAAGCUCGAGCGCUAUUGGCGAAGCGUAAAUCCGAUAAAGCCUCAAAGAAGAAGGACAAGGUCAAAAAGGAAAAGAAGAAGAAGAAGAAGAAGAGGGAAAGUAAAACAGAUGAUGAAGAACCUGAACCUGGGAGUUCUGCAAACAAGUCAGAAGAAUUGAAGCCACCCGAGCCUGAACCUGAACCUGAGCCUGAACCUGAGCCUGAACCUGAGCCUGAACCUGAACCUGAGCCUGAACCAGUCCGAAGAGCUCCGUCACCAUCUCCUGAACCAGAGCCGGAACCUGAACUUGAACCGGUCCAAAGAGCUCCAUCACCGUCUCCAGAGCCGGAACCUGAACCUGAACCAGAGCCAGUGCCUGAACCGGAACCGGAACCAAAAAAGCCUGGAAUCUUGGACGAUAGCUGGGAUAUUCUUAACGCUAGGGUGUAUCCAAAAUCUGAAGCACCAGCGACUGCAAAUGAGGAUGAAGACGAACCACACGAAGGUGUUUGGAAGCACGAUGACACUACAGAUGAAUCUCAGUGGCCUACAAUGGAUGUCGAAAUAUAUAGAGAGAAACCGACGGAUCUAAAGAAAGAAGAACCAUGCGGAAUCGUUUCAGUAGGAAAUGAUUCGAAACCAAAUCGAGUUGGAAAGUUGAAUCCUGAUCAACUCAAAUUCUUUGCGCCUGGAGAGAAGCAGGAUCCUGGAGACUGGAGUUUGGGAUUCUGGAGGCCAAAAUAUGAUAGAGAUAUGUCCUGGAAACCACCAGGUCCAAAGAUGAAAGACGAACCCAAGAAAUUGGAUCUUCCAGAUUGGCUCAAAAAUAAGAACUUUGCUCCUCAGAAAGCAACUGUAUAUCCUCUACAGAAAGCACCAAAGAGUGUCAUCGAUGAUAAACCGCGUGGGGUUUGGAAACCUAAAAUCCCAAUACCGGAUGAUGUCAAACCAGAGGAAAUCGUUUUGCAUCCAACAAGCGCAACUAUUGACGACGGUAAGAAGAAUGGCCUGUGGGGGACCAAACCAGAUUCGACGCCAAAUGACAACGGCCAAUGGCAACCCGAACAUCUCCUCGUAUAUCCGCCUGGUGAAACUCCUGAUGAUGACAACGAAUGCACCCUUCGUGGGAAAUGGGAUAAACCAGAGGACGAGAAGAAAACUCCCGGUAAACUCGCUCCACCGACGGACGAAAAAAAACCGAACGAUGGGAAGAAAAGUGUUGGAAAACUUAAAUUACCUGGUGUAUUCGGCAGUCAGCCAGCUUCCGAUACGUUGAGUAGCGCUGCCCCCAGAGGAAGAAAGUGGACUCCAAAACCAAAGCCAGCAGCCAAACCUGACGAGGAAGGAACAGAUUCAGCUUUGAAGCCUGGAGAGAAAUCGAUUGAUGCCCCAGCUGCGGUUGCUGAUUGGGAUAAAUUCCAAGCAACCGUUGUUCCACUAUCCAAGAAACGACUUGGAGCCGAUCUGGCAACAAAGAAAGGAGAUUGUGUUGGAGUAUGGGAGACUGAGGAUGGUACAGACGAUUCAGGUUGGGAUCCCUUACAUGUUGUUGUCUACAGAACCAAACCAGAUAAUAUUAAACCUGAAGAUUCAACUGGACUUGUGGCCAUCCCAGAGGAUGUUAAAGACAAACCCAUCCGGAAGUUGAUGCCAGAGCAAAUAAAAUUUUUUUUACCUGGGUUGAAGCCAAGUGACGAGUCUAGAGACAAAUUGAUAGGGUCAUGGGUUGGAGGCAGCUUCCCACCGUCAAGCGAAAGUGCCCCAAAAAAUCCAAAAAUUGGAAACUUUCCCAUUUGGACAUGUGGUAAGGAAUCGAUCCCUAUAAAGGCUCUUGUCUUCCCACGGCAAAGGGCUCCAAAAGAGAAUAAAAUGGACGAAGAUCCAAAGGGAAUUUGGAAGUCCAAGGACCCGCUUCCCGAUGACUGGGUUCCAAAGGAAGUCAUCAUCCACCCGAAUAAUGCAUCAAUUGACAAAGGCACUCCAAAUGGUGUUUGGGGUACGAACUUGAAUUCAGCACCUGACAAAGAUGGACAAUGGAAACCAGAAGAUGUACUCUUUUAUCCACCAAAUGAAUCUCCUGAUGAUGAUUGUAAUACGCUGGGUAAAUGGACUCUUGGCGACAAUGAAGAAUGGCCACCUACUUCAGAUGGACCAACAAAGCCACAGCGCUCCCAUUCUCCUCACUAUGCCCGUGAUGUUGGCGAUCGGGGAAGACAGAUUCCUGACGAUAUUCCAAGAGAGAUUAUGGGUAUCCCGGACGAGCUUCCACCGUGGCAAAAGGACAAUGAUUGGAAAGAUGGAAAGGCUGUCGUUUAUCCUGAAGGAAAGGCUCCCAAGAACAACAAUGAUAACGUUUCGCGAGGCACAUGGCGAUCAAGAGACACAUUACCCGACGACUGGAUCCCGCAAGAGGUCACAAUCUAUCCGCAGCAUACGGCUGUAAGUGACGAUAUGCCAAACGGGGUGUGGGGGACUGACCCUACUUCAAAACCUGAUGAGAACGGUCAAUACAAGCCAAAGGAUGUGGUUUUCUAUCCUCCAAGUGAGACUGUAGAUGAAGAAGUCACACCCCGUGGAAAGUGGGCUCUUGGAGAAAAGAGUAAAUGGCCGCCGCCAUCUGAGUCGCCCCAAAAACCUCGAAGAACAUUCUCACCGUACCAGCCAAGGCAAGCAGACAUGGAAAAUGAACCGGGAAUGAUUGGGACAAUAUCAAUGGGCGGUGACAAUGAUUGGGUGCCAAUCAAGGCUAUUGUCUUUCCUACCAAGCAAGCUCCAGAAGAGAACAAAGUUGAUGAAGAGCCAAAGGGAAUUUGGAAGUCCAAGGACCCGCUUCCGGAUGACUGGGUUCCAAAGGAAGUCAUCAUCCACCCAAAUAAUGCAUCAAUUGCUGAAAACACUCCAAACGGUGUUUGGGGUACGAACUUGAAUUCAGCACCUGACAAAGAUGGACAAUGGAAACCAGAAGAUGUACUCUUUUAUCCACCAAAUGAAUCUCCUGAUGAUGAUUGUAAUACGCUGGGUAAAUGGACUCUUGGCGACAAUGAAGAAUGGCCACCUACUUCAGAUGGACCAACAAAGCCACAGCGCUCCCAUUCUCCUCACUAUGCCCGUGAUGUUGGCGAUCGGGGAAGACAGAUUCCUGACGAUAUUCCAAGAGAGAUUAUGGGUAUCCCGGACGAGCUUCCACCGUGGCAAAAGGACAAUGAUUGGAAAGAUGGAAAGGCUGUCGUUUAUCCUGAAGGAAAGGCUCCCAAGAACAACAAUGAUAACGUUUCGCGAGGCACAUGGCGAUCAAGAGACACAUUACCCGACGACUGGAUCCCGCAAGAGGUCACAAUCUAUCCGCAGCAUACGGCUGUAAGUGACGAUAUGCCAAACGGGGUGUGGGGGACUGACCCUACUUCAAAACCUGAUGAGAACGGUCAAUACAAGCCAAAGGAUGUGGUUUUCUAUCCUCCAAGUGAGACUGUAGAUGAAGAAGUUGUCCCCCGUGGACGAUGGGAGUUGGGAGAAAAGAGUAAAUGGCCACCACCAUCUGAACUACCAAGGAAACCCCACCGCACUGUCUCUCGUAAUCUGGAGCCAACUACCAAGACCAAAGAAGGUGAUGCAGAUGGGAAACCAGCAGUUCACAAGCUUCCAAUCUGGCAAACUGAUGACGACUGGGUCGAAGACAAGGCAAUGGUUUAUCCUAAGUCGAAGGUUCCAAGAGACAACACAGACGCAUUGUCCAAGGGAACAUGGAGGUCGAGGGACUUGCUUCCGGAUGACUGGAUUCCUCAAGAGGUUAUGAUAUACCAACAGACACCUGAUUUAAGUGACGAUACGCCAAAUGGUGUGUGGGGAACUGACCCAGCUUCAAAACCCGAUGAAAAUGGGCAGUUUAAGCCAAAGGAUGUCCUUUUCUACCCCCCAAGCGAAUCUCCAGAGGAAGAAAUUGUCCCUCGAGGAAGAUGGGCAAUGGGCAGCAAAAAGCAAUGGCCACCAGCCUCCGAGGAAUCGCCAAAGAUACCACAUCGCGUGAGCUCACUGAAACGGCAGAAAGAGACAACGACGCUGCCUGUUUGGCAAGACAAGGAUGAUUGGGUGCCAGUGAAGGCAAUUGUAUUCCCCAAGAAUGAAGCUCCAGAAGAAAAUCGGGAUGAUACAUCAAGGGGCAUUUGGAAAUCGAAGGACCCGCUGCCGGAAGAUAUGGUGCCAAGUGAAGUCAUAAUACAUCCAACCAAUGCCCAAAUCGACAAGGAUGCUCCUACUGGCGUAUGGGGAACCAACUCUUUUUCAACUCCAGAUGAAAAUGGGCAGUGGAAACCUGAAGAUGUUUUCUUCUAUCCUCCAAGCGAGAAACCACAAGAAGACUGUACUCCCCGCGGUAGAUGGGAAUUGGGAGAAGAUACGCCUUCUUGGCCACCCACAACUAGGCCUCCAAAGCAACCCAACCGUGUGGAGAGUCCAGCAUCAAGGCAACGCCCUGCGCAAGAUGCUUCAAAGUUGAAAGCCCCUUUGCCUUUUGACGGAAGUGGUCAUUCAAGGAGCCAACGUCGCAAAUCCCAGCAGCGACCAUCGUUACCGUCAAUUCUGGAAGAAAACUGGGAUUCUCUUCCUGCCACAGUUAUUCCACCCUGUGACUCCAAUGAGGCACCGGAAGAUUCAACGGAACCACAUCUCGGAACUUGGAAGCAUGAUGACAAUAUUGAUGAUAGUGAUUGGGCUCCCUAUGGUGUCAUCAUCAGCAAAAAUCGACCGGAUGGCCUUGGACAAGAUGAACCUCACGGAGCAGUAGCGGUUGAUGAGGGUGCGAAGCCAAAUAGCGCUGGAAAGAUAGAUCCAGAACGGUUGCAUUUCUUCACACCAGGAGAAGAACCGAAGGCUCCUAUGAAAAAGGUGGGCAUCUGGAGACCUGAAUCACCCACAGCAGGAUGGCCACCACAGGGGAAAGGAUCAAAAAAGCCUAGCUUUCCAUCAAUUCUGGACGACAACUGGGACAUUCUUCCUGCAAUGGUGAUUCCAGCCUCAGAUGAGGAAGCAGAAAAGACACCUGAAGAUCCAAGUGAUCCACACCUUGGGACCUGGAAGCCAAAUAAGGAUACAAAUGAUAAAGAUUGGGCUCCAUUUGAAGUCGUGGUCAACAAAACUGAACCAGAUGACAUCUCCGAAGAUGAACCUCACGGCAUUGUUGCAGUUCCAAAGGGUGUUGAACCAAACGAUGCAGGCAAGUUGGAUCCCAAGGAUUUGCUCUUCCUUCCACCAGGAGAGAAGCCUGAUUCUGGUAUGAAGGAAGUUGGUCACUGGAGACCAAAGAAAGUUGACGGAGACUGGCCUCCGCCAAAGAAGGGUUUUACAAAAGCACAGCUUCCAACAAACAAGCUACCAAAGUGGCAGACUGAUAGCGAUUGGACCAAGGGCAGAGCCGUAGUUUACCCGAAGGAAAUUGCACCGAAGAAGAACGAGGACAAUGUCACCAGAGGUAGUUGGCAUACAGAGACACCGCUAUCAGAAGAGUCAUUCGCAGACCUUUUGGAACCCCAAGAGGUCACCAUUCAACCAGUUGGUGCAGAGCAAAAAGCAGAUGUUCCAAAUGGAGUUUGGGGAACAAAUGUAGCCUCGGAACCUGACGAAAAUGGACAAUGGAAACCCGAAGAUGUUCUCUUUUAUCCUCCCAACAAGAAUCCUGGAGAGGGAUAUAUACCAAGAGGACGAUGGUCCCUUGUUGGCAGCGCUCCCAGAUCCCUUCUUUCCCCCCAGCCACCAAAACGAUCAAGCUCUCCCUCUCCUAUUCUUCCUAGAAAAGGAGAAUGGUCUGCAAGAAGCCCAACGACUCCAAAUUCCUCAAGACAAGUUGGAAAAUUAAAAGUGCCCAAUGUUUUUGGUGAAAUGGCUCCACCCAUUAGUCCUGGACGCCCUGGUCGUCGUCCAAAACGAGUCUCAAAGCUGAAAAGAGAAAGCAGUUUGGUGAAUUGUGACAAAUCCAUCCUAGACGAUAAUUGGACGACACUUCCUGCAAAGGUAUUCCCAGUAUCAGCGGCCAUCAACAUGGCUGCUCCUGAUGCGACUGAUCCAGUUAUUGGAGUCUGGAAGCCAAAGGACAACAGCAAUGACUCGAAUUGGGCACCUCUAGAGGUGAUUGUGGAGAAGGAGGAACCCAAAGAUUUGGACCCAGAUGAGCCACAUGGAAUUGUUGGUGUCAAGGAAAAUGCAAAACCCACAGUUAAUGGAAAACUUAAACCAACUGAUGUUGUUUUUUAUCCACCUGGGGAGGAACCACAGCCAGGUGAUGAUGUCAAGAAGGUUGGUUCCUGGAGAGAUGGCAAACUGAAUAAGAAGUGGCCCCCAGCAACUGUUGAGGAAGAUUCCACGGAUAAGAAGGCAAAAUCAAAUAAUGCUGUUCCAUCAGUUGUGGACAACAAUUGGGACACCCUUCCCGCUGUUGUGAUUCCAGCUUCAGACGCAAAUAACGCACCGGAAGAUGCAACUGAUCCACACCUUGGAACUUGGAAGCAAAACGACAUGACAGAUGACAAGGAUUGGAGCCCACUAGAUGUUGUAGUCAAUAGGACUGAACCUGAUGAUUUUGCUCCCAAUGAACCGCACGGUAUAGUAGUUAUUCCUGAAGAUUCUAAACCAAAUUCUUUUGGCAGGUUGGAUCCAAAAGACCUCCAAUUCCUUGCACCAGGCAAAAAGCCUGAUACUGGUAUGAAGGAAGUUGGCCAUUGGAGACCAAAGCAAUGGAACGGCAAGUGGCCGCCAACAAAGAAAUCUGCAGAGAAAUCACCUCCUCUAACCAAGAAGCUACCAAAGUGGCAGACUGACAGUGGCUGGAGAAAAGACUCGGCUAUCAUUUUCCAGCCUGACAAAGCACCAAAGAAGAACAAGGAUAACGUGAGCAGGGGUAUUUGGAAAACAGAUGAACCUUUACCAGCCGCUUUACCAGCGCAAGAGGUUAUUAUUCAACCCAUUGGUGCAGAGCUAGAGGACGAAGGCAAACAAAACGGAGUAUGGGGUACCAGUGCAGAUUCUGUGCCCGAUGAAAAUGGACAGUACAAACCCGGCAAUGUUUUGUUUUAUCCUCCCACCAAGGAACCUGGAGAGGAGUGUAUCCCAAGAGGUCGAUGGUCACUUGUUGGUCCUGCCCCCGAGUCUGUUGCUUCUGCAUCCACAAAACCAACCCGCAUCCUUUCGCCGAUGGCUCCUAGCAACAAGGAAUUCAAAUCGCCUCGCCUACCAGGGAAAGUUGAAAGUAACGGAAGUGAAGAAGAAGCAGCAAAGUUAGCAAGAAAGGUUGGAAAGCUCAAGGUGCCUUUUGCUUUUGGCCAGAAGCCAAAUACGGAUGCUCCUAUCAGCCCAGGGCGAGCUCUAAGUCGAUCACCUGGUCGCCCUGGAUCUGCUCGCCGCCCACUUCGCAUGUCCAAAUUCAACAAACAAGCAAGUUGGGUGAAUCGCGGAAAGUCCCUCCUGGACGAUGACUGGGCCACACUUCCAGCUAAGGUCAUUCCAAAAUCAACAUCCAAAGAUGUUGUCCCUGAUGUAACCAAUCCUGUGAUUGGUGUUUGGAAGCACAAGGAUGACGCCACAGACGACUCCGAUUGGGGUCCUCUGGAUGUGAUUGUUGCAAAGGAAGAACCUAAAGACCUGGCCCCAAAUGAACCACAUGGAGUGGUCGUUGUCAAACGGGAUGCAAAGCCCACAACAGAUGGAAAGCUGAAACCGGACGAGGUUGUUUUCUAUCCACCUGGAGAAGAGCCUGAACAGGACAUGAAUAAAGUGGGUACAUGGAGAACUGGCAAGUUGAAUAGUCCAUGGCCGCCAGCAAAGAUUGAUAAAGCAGCAGCCCCCAUUAGAAGAGGCAAAUUGGCAACUCCAGUUAUCUCGGGAGAACCCAAGGUUGCAGGCAUCAAAAAAGUUCUGACGAAGACUGAAGAUGAUGAAUCUGGAAAGGGCGACGGUGUUGCUACAAAAGCUGCAGAAAAAGAGCCAAACCCCGAUGAAGCAACUGAUUCCAAGCCUGCUGCUGAGAAACCAGUGAUUGAACCAACCUCAACCACUACAGCCCAGCCACCGCCAAAACCUUUUCGAGCUUCAACAAGUGUGAUCCAAGCAACCAAGCCAAAGCCACAACCACUACGAGCUUCAACAAGUGUGAUCCAAGCAACCAAGCAGGAUCCCAAUAAUCCUCCUGCACCACGAAAGAGAGUCGGAAAGCUGAAGUUACCAGCUGCCUUCAGCGGGAAGUAA
Molecule: messenger RNA, 8511 nt
Organism: Cylindrotheca closterium
Lineage: Eukaryota; Bacillariophyta; Bacillariophyceae; Bacillariales; Bacillariaceae
Source: the annotation of a GenBank genome assembly